Molecule: messenger RNA, 338 nt
Organism: Racocetra persica
Lineage: Eukaryota; Fungi; Glomeromycota; Glomeromycetes; Diversisporales; Gigasporaceae
Source: the annotation of a GenBank genome assembly
CUCUGAACGGAAAGAUGAAAGCUUUAAAAAGUCUGAAAAAGUAACUAAGCAUCAUGAUCUGUUAACAUCAGAAGAAUUGAAAGUGAUGUUUAAUCAUGAAGCACUGUCUAUUAAUACGGCUAAAGACCUUCAAUACCGGGGACUUCGAUUCAAUAAAUUUUCACAAAAAAAUGACCCCGGGGGUAUUGAUGGAAACUUAGAUUCGCUUGUGAUACCCGUACCUGCAGACCCUGAAGGUUAUUUGGGACCAAUUCAUGAUAUUAAACUUUAUUUAAGCAAAAGACCUGAAAAUUGUAAAUGCGAAUUUUUUCAUAUUCAAAUUAAUAAAAACAUUCGAG